Messenger RNA from Boeremia exigua, 4116 nucleotides. RefSeq names its product Non-repetitive/WGA-negative nucleoporin C-terminal-domain-containing protein. Gene Ontology annotation, molecular function: structural constituent of nuclear pore. Gene Ontology annotation, cellular component: nuclear pore inner ring; nuclear pore. Gene Ontology annotation, biological process: protein import into nucleus; transcription-dependent tethering of RNA polymerase II gene DNA at nuclear periphery; protein localization to nuclear inner membrane. The transcript is spliced from 4 exons. Bases 1 to 4116 code for a protein of 1371 amino acids. The record is from RefSeq and is a predicted model, not a curated record. Lineage: Eukaryota; Fungi; Ascomycota; Dothideomycetes; Pleosporales; Didymellaceae.
AUGAACUUCGGAGUACCCACGACGCCUCAGCGUCCUACGCCGGGCAUGUUCAUCAACACCCCUGCGCCGAACCGAGGCGGACUGGUACGGCAGCCGUCUAUGUCCCAACAGCGACAGCCAUCCAUUGCGCAGCCUCAGCAGCAGCCGCAACAGCCAGCACAAGCACUUCCUGCGCCGCCAGCUGUAAGCGCCAUUGAGCGUGCUGCGCGGACAAUCAACAGCAUGUUGGACCGCGACAACCGCUAUCCUCCAUUAGAAGCCUAUGUCGGACAGGGCAUGUCUGGAGAGUACGAAUUACCGACGAACCCAGCGUGGGCGCCAUUUCAAAAGCUACGAACGUACCGACUCCCAGAAGCCGUCUUUGAGCAAGUGGAUCACACGCAAAUGUCGACGCAAAUGGGCUUGUUCGCGGAGAUUAAUCAUGCUUGGGUGGUUGUGGACAACCAGGUCUACCUCUGGGACUACACGCACCCGAACCCUGAGCUUGUAGGAUUCGAAGAGCAGCCAAGCAACAUCACUUGCGUAAAGCUGGUCAAGCCGCGCGCAAAGGUCUUUGUCGACACAAUCGAAUACCUACUGGUGGUUGCGACAGUCACGGACAUCUUCCUGAUCGCUGUCGAGUGCCAGCGAGGGCCUGAGGGAGUUCACGGCAUUACUUUGUAUCGAACCGGGCUCUCUACUUCUGUGAGGAGGAUCACGGUAACAGCGAUCGCAGGAUCGGAUAAGACGGGCCGCAUCUUCUUUGGAGACGGGAGCACAGAGGAUGUGUAUGAGCUGAACUACCAGCAAGAGGAUCGGUGGUUUUCCAGCAAGUGCAGCAAGACAAACCAUGUCUCUAAAGCUGUAGGACUUCCUGCGUUGCCCUUCUAUGGCACUACACAGCAGGCGGGCAUCGUACAGAUGGUUGUCGAUGACACACGGAACCUUUUGUACACGCUCUCGACGAACAGCACUGUGAAGGUCUACCACAUGCGCGCACCUGCAACUCUCGAAUGCGUCAUCACACGGACUGUCUCGAAUCUGCAAACUAUGUGCAGCCAUAUCGUUCGUCAGUCAGAAGUUCUGAAUAAGAUGGAGAUCGUCUCUCUGAGCCCUAUCGCAAGCACAGAAGCGGAUCAUCUUUCCCUCAUGGCAACAACGUCUACUGGAUGCAGGCUGUAUCUGAGCACGACAUCAGGUGGUUGGAACAGCGACAGCACAAGUGCGCCGAACAGCAUGCAGUUGCGCCAUGUUCGCUUCCCCCCUGACGAUGGCCAAACCCCCCACCAGACCAACUCCACUCAGCUGCAACCGUACCAGGGAGGUGCCCCGCUAGGCAUCAAUUCCAAAUACCUGAAAGAGACCAAGUACGGUAACAGGUUUGCACCUGGGUCUUUUUUCUCGUUUGUGCUCAAGUCAGAGAAUGAACGAAAUCAGACACUCUUCAUCUCUGCUCCCCAUUCCGGUCUGCUCGGCCAGCGUGAGAGUUCCGAGCCCCCACGGUACACUGAGACUGGCCUGUCACUAGAGCUUGUAGGCAAAAUCCAGGAUAUGGGGCAGGUAUCUGAGCCUUUCUCUGCCAGGAACGAACCUUUGGGAUUUGGUAACGAACUCGCAACACAGUUCGACAAGCCCCUUACCGAGUACGCCAUCAUCACAUCUUUCGGAAUCGAGACGGUACGACGGAAGCGACUUGUUGAUAUUUUCGCUGCCCUUGUGAAAUAUGGGGGCGGUCAGGAGGGUACUGAAGCCGACAUCAAGAAGCUUGCAAGACAGUAUGGCCUUGCCGAGACAGCGGCCACUGCUCUGGCCGUGGCUUGUAAUCAAGGCUCUGAUGUUGGGCCAGAUUCUCGGAUUGCUAAGAUCACAGAUCCCGAGGUGACCGAGUUUGCUCGCAAGGUUUUCAUCGAGUUUGGCGGCAAGGCGCAUCUGACGGAGAGCGCGACAGUUGAGGGGCCGAGUGUCGAGAAUGUUCGAGCAUCGCCACGACACGAUGGUAUUGCGAUGUACGUGGCACGCCUUGUGCGAUCUAUUUGGUAUUCUCCGGUGAUCAAAGAAGAAGCCACACCGGCCGGUCCUCUCCUUGCAUCAGCUGUGAAGGUCAGCAAGCUACAGGACAUCCAGCGCGCGCUGAUGGACCUGCAAAAGUUCCUUGAUGAUAACAAGUCGUUCAUUGAAGGUCUUGCAGGGCCUGAAGCCUUGGGUCGUGUCUCAUCUAGACAAGAGGAAGUCGAGCUCCAGGGCGAGCAUAGGGCGUUGACCAGCCUGGUCACGCUCGUGAACGACAUGGUGGAAGGGAUAUCUUUUGUUCUUCUUCUCUUCGAAGAGCGACUCGAGGACGUCAUGGCCCUGCUCGACCCCAGCACGCACGUAAUGGCUCGGCGUAUGACUUUCCAGGCACUCUUCUCCGUCAAGGAGGGUCGAGAUCUUGCCAAGGACUUGGUCAAGGCCAUCGUUAAUCGCAGCAUUGCAAAGGGUUCCAAUGUUGAAUCAGUCGCAGAGUCUCUAAGGAGGAAAUGUGGCAGCUUCUGUAGUGCCGACGACGUCAUGAUCUUCCGUGGUCAAGAAGCUGUAAAGAAGGCAGAAGACAUGGGUGCGAACGCUGAGCGCGGACGCAUCUUGCUUAACGAUAGUCUUGGUCUGUUCGAACAGGUCGCAAAGAGCCUGACUUUUGACAACUUGGCUUCGACGAUUGAUCAGUACAUACGGCUUGAGUUCUAUGCCGGCGCCAUCCGACUGUCACUCAAGGUUGCGCAAGAGUGGGACCGUGGCAACAAGGCCUUGUCAUGGAUCCGAGACCGUGACGACCCCAAUGUAGACCCCAAUGAUGUGCGAAAGGACUUUUACGAGAAACGUGCGGCAUGCUAUGACCUCGUUCUCCGGGUCGUCGAGGCAGUCGACCAAGCAUACAACAGGCAAGGACCUGUAGCAGAUGGCGUCGUAUCACAAGUCACACGACGCAAGUUUGAAGCAUACGAACAGAUCAACAACUCAGAUGACGAGGUGUUCCAAAACUACCUGUACGAUUGGUACAUGCAGAAAGGUUGGGCAGAACGGUUGCUGGAGAUUAAUUCGCCAUUCGUCGUUGAAUAUCUGCGCCAGAGCUCAGAGAGGGAUGUCGCUCACGCAGAUCUUCUUUGGCGCUACUACGCCCAUUAUAACGACUACUUGAGCGCCGCAGAGACACAGUACCAACUUGCAAAGAGUCUACUCAAUCUACCACUGGAAAAGCGCAUCGAAUAUCUCUCAUUCGCAAAGGCCAAUGCAUCAACGCGCAUGACUGGCUUUUCGGAGACUGGAGUCCGAAAUAGGCAGUCAAGACAGGAGCUUCUGCGAAACAUUGCCGAUCACCUCGACAUUGCAAACAUCCAAGAUGACAUUCUGGGAAAGCUUAAGAGUGACGAUCGACUCGCCGCCGAUCCAGCUCGUAAGGAGCAAGUGCUUGGACUCCUGAAUGGUCAGAUUCAGCCGCUAGAUGAGCUAUAUCACAACUACGCCGAUCAGGCUGGAUACUACGACGUUUGUUUACUCAUCUACCACGCUGCAGACUACCGCAACAUUCCCGACGUCCGCAACACCUGGUCGAACCUAAUUGAGCAAGUUCACAAGCAGGCUCUUGGUGAUAGGGUGGCGCAGCCAUGGGAAUCGCUUGCCCUCAAGGUCGAGGAGAUUGGUCGCCGCGUCAACAUGAACGAGAACGUCUUCCCCGUAAACAUUGUCCUUCAGCUCCUCCUCCAGUAUGACAUCGAGUACUACAGACACGACGCUGCUUCUAUGACACCGGAGCAUAUCCUCAAUGUGAACCUCACAUGGCCCAUCGACGUCCUCGUUCGCCUCAACGCGCCCUUCGAGCACCUCGUUGCGACCUUCGAGGCGCUAUGGUACGCGCAAGAAGCUCCCUUUACCAACCGAAACAAGAAGCUGCUCGUCAAAUGGUGCAUCUACUCAGUCGAGCAGUGGGGCAUCACUAGCAGGCGCUCAGGCGCACUGUUCGGCAGCGCCGAGAAUGCCAUCGGCCUUGCUGAGUUUCUGAGAGUCGUGCUUGGCAGCGACACGCUGGGCCGCACUGCAGACGACCAGCAGUGGCUGCAGCGGGCUCGCGACGUUCGGGAUCUGGUCGAGGAGGCAGCGCGUUGA